Molecule: messenger RNA, 5283 nt
Organism: Phacochoerus africanus (Common warthog)
Lineage: Eukaryota; Metazoa; Chordata; Mammalia; Artiodactyla; Suidae
Gene: DNAJC3
Product: DnaJ heat shock protein family (Hsp40) member C3
Exons: 12
Coding region: 130-1647 (505 amino acids)
Biological process (GO): protein folding in endoplasmic reticulum
Cellular component (GO): endoplasmic reticulum
Molecular function (GO): misfolded protein binding; protein-folding chaperone binding
Source: RefSeq, a predicted model, not a curated record
CCACUGGGCGCCAGCCGCCUUAGGCCCGAGCGAGAGCCGACGGCGGGCGGGUGCAGCUACAGCCGGAGUGCCGGCGGGGGCUCGUGGGCCCCGCACCUUUACACUUCCUCACCGCCCGCGUCCUCGGACAUGGUGGCCCCCGGCUCUGUGACCAGCCGGCUGGGCUCGGUAUUCCCCUUCUUGUUGGUCCUGGUGGACCUGCAGUACGAAGGUGCUGAAUGUGGAGUAAAUGCAGAUGUUGAGAAACAUCUUGAAUUAGGCAAGAAACUACUUGCAGCUGGACAGCUAGCUGACGCUUUAUCUCAGUUUCAUGCUGCAGUAGAUGGUGACCCUGAUAACUAUAUUGCUUACUAUCGGAGAGCUACUGUCUUUUUAGCAAUGGGCAAAUCAAAAGCAGCACUUCCUGACUUAACUAAAGUGAUCGAAUUGAAGAUGGAUUUCACUGCAGCAAGAUUACAGAGAGGUCACUUAUUACUCAAACAAGGAAAACUUGAUGAAGCAGAAGAUGAUUUUAAAAAAGUGCUCAAGUCAAAUCCAAGUGAAAAUGAAGAAAAGGAAGCCCAGUCCCAGCUUAUCAAGUCUGAUGAAAUGCAGCGUUUGCGCUCACAAGCCCUUGAUGCUUUCGAAAGCUCAGAUUAUACUGCUGCUAUAACUUUCCUUGAUAAGAUUUUAGAGGUUUGUGUUUGGGAUGCAGAACUACGGGAACUUCGAGCUGAAUGUUUUAUAAAAGAAGGGGAACCUAGGAAAGCCAUAAGUGACUUAAAAGCUGCAUCAAAAUUGAAGAAUGAUAAUACUGAGGCAUUUUAUAAAAUCAGCACUCUGUACUAUCAGCUAGGAGACCACGAACUGUCUCUCAGUGAAGUUCGUGAAUGUCUUAAACUUGACCAGGAUCAUAAAAGGUGUUUUGCACACUAUAAACAAGUAAAGAAACUUAAUAAGCUGAUCGAGUCAGCUGAAGAGCUCAUCAGAGACGGCAGAUACACAGAUGCGACCAGCAAAUAUGAAUCUGUCAUGAAAACAGAGCCAAAUGUUGCUGAAUAUACAAUUCGUUCAAAAGAAAGGAUUUGCCACUGCUUUUCUAAGGAUGAGAAGCCUGUGGAAGCUAUUCGAGUGUGUUCGGAAGUUUUACAGGUGGAGCCUGACAAUGUGAAUGCUCUGAAAGAUCGAGCAGAGGCCUAUUUAGUAGAAGAAAUGUAUGAUGAAGCCAUUCAGGAUUAUGAAACUGCUCAGGAACACAAUGAGAAUGACCAGCAGAUUCGAGAAGGUCUCGAGAAAGCCCAGAGGCUAUUGAAACAGUCGCAGAAACGAGAUUAUUAUAAAAUCUUGGGAGUAAAAAGAAAUGCCAAAAAGCAAGAAAUCAUUAAAGCAUACCGAAAAUUGGCACUGCAGUGGCACCCAGAUAACUUCCAGGAUGAAGAAGAAAAGAAGAAAGCUGAGAAGAAGUUCAUCGACAUAGCUGCUGCGAAAGAAGUCCUCUCUGAUCCAGAGAUGAGGAAGAAGUUCGACGACGGCGAAGACCCCCUGGACGCCGAGAGCCAGCAGGGCGGCGGCGGCGGGAGCCCCUUCCACCGGAGCUGGAACUCGUGGCAGGGCUUCAACCCCUUCAGCUCGGGCGGGCCCUUCCGCUUCAAAUUCCACUUCAAUUAGACCAGCUGUCUCUCCGCCCCUCUUCCUUCCGUUUUUCCCAGAUUAAAAACAAGCAAACCUUCUUCCGGGACCCUAAUGAACACAAAGUUGCCACUCUCAGUUUGUCCCCCACCAAAGAGCCGCGUUGCUGGCGCUGCGGGCCGGGGGCCGGGGCCGGGCGGGCGGCGGCGGCGGCGGCGGCGGGGGGGAAGCGGGCGGCCGCGCACCGUGUCCUCUCCCCGCCCUGGGUCCCCGGGGCCGGAGGAAGGGCCUCCUGAGCUGCACGUCCUCGGGGACGGGGGCCGAGGUCCGGUCAGGCCAGUCCCUGGGACGCGUGGCGGUUCCGAGCCCCUUUACUCCGCACGCGUCUCCACGUCUGUGAGCGCGACCGAGCUGUCCCUGAAGGUGGCCGGAGCCCGUCCGAGAAAACCUGCUACCAGACGGUGGUCGCUGGAGCCGGGGCUGGCUGUGGACUGAGCUGCAUCUUCUGGUUCAGGACCCGCCGGAGAAGACUGAAAACCACUGCAAUAGAAUCGGUUACAAAAGCCGACGGGCCCUUUCGGUUAAUAGGAAACAACAAACUAAAACGUAAUCUCUGUAAAAUAGGCUCAGCUAAUAUAGCAGCAGUGAUAUUUAAAAUAAUAUUGCUGUAGUGCAGAAUGAAAUACUUUAACAACUGAAGUUGUGGAACAGCAUUUCCUGUAACAGGAUUGGCUUAGAAAUGUGAAGUUGCUCAGUCAACACAAAUAAACAAAUGUUUCGUUUCCCACUUUUCGUAAUAAGUACAGCUGUAGCUCCUUAUGUCCAGCCGACCCUGUGCUGUGGGGACUCGCGGGGGGCUGCCCGAGGUGGCCAGGCCAGCCGCCCCUCGAUGCCUUCCUGCCUAGAAAAAAACCACAGGUUUACAGAUGCGGUCAGCGCUGCUGCACUUCCACUGGCGUGGUGGCAUCUCUUCUGGGGGUACCUUCCUGCCUUCUAAGAAAUGAGCUAGUUAGUCUUUAUAUACUGGAUAAUUUUUUCCCUGAAAAAAAAAAAAAAAAGAGUGUUCCUUUAACAGAAUGUUAAAUAUUUAUGGAACUAUUGAUGCUACAUUUAAAAUCUAAGAGAAUUCAGAUAAAAAUUAUUUAUUCUGGAAAGGUUUUUUUUGUGCCUCUGAGCUUUUAAAGCAUUUGAAGCAGUAGAGGCCUAACAUGCUGUUUUUAGGAAAUCAAGCAUUUUCUUUGGGUUUUGGGGGCCAUCCUGAUCACUAAUGUCCACAAACAGUCAACAAGCACAAACCAUUUUCUUCUGCCAUCACCCUGAAACAUCCGUGGACAAAAGUUUUCCAAACUGAGAGACAAAAAUCACACAGUUGAGUUGAAUAAAACACGUAAGUGCUUUUUGCAUCUAUUUAGAAUUUAAGACUGCAUUUUGUAAACGAGUAGCUUGCAGCUUUCAUUUUAUUUUAAUGUCUCAAAAUUGAAGCCACUGUGAAAAUAAUUUCCAAGGGAAGUGCAUUUUUGUUCAAUCUCUCUGCUCCUACUUCAUUAGUUCCAUCGGCAUUUUUCUUUUCAGUCUGGUUCUUGUGUGUAUGUCUCUGUGACCACUCUGAAAUCUGACGAUGGCCUCUGCCCAGUUUGACAAGUAACAAUUUUCACACCAAAUGUGAAUCAGAACACGAGAAACAUCACUGCCUGUCCGCUUGGAGGAGAGGAUGAAAGAUGAAAGGCUGCCCACGAGGAGGGGUCAAGGGCACCGUCACCUCGCAGACUGCCACCUGCUGCGUGGAGGGCGUAUGUCCUCACUUGUUCUCCACUUGGUCUCUCUCUGAAUCCUGGUCCUCAAGUCUUCCCACGGAUUGGUUUUUGUCAUCGUGACUGAGAUGUGCAGAAAGUUGCUUGUGUUGCGUGAAGAGAGAGAAGCAGCCGUGGUGCCAAGUGCCAAGGCCCCUGCGAGAAAUGCUCUGGACUCUGUUGUUUUGUUCAUUAAUGAAGACAGUGACGACCUUUGAGUUCCAGCCUCGAGGGUCAUCAGCAGUCAACUGGUGGCCGCCGCCUGAAUGGGAAGAUGUCCCGCCCCGCUUCUGGGCACAGCGACCAAGGAAGGGCACUGGGAGCCAAGGAACGUCUGACCUGCGGCCCGAGGUAGGAGUUGUUCCCACGGGGAGCAGGUGGCACAAGUGCUUGACUUGGGCUGCUGCAGCCACCACUGCCAAGGAUCCGUGCUGGGGCUGCAGGUCCCUGGUGAUCUGCGCGCCCCUUCCUGGAAAAGCACCCUGAGCGGGGUGCCCAGCCGCGGCUGUAAACGCCUCCUUCCUCCCCGCCCCCCCCCAGCUCCAGAAGCGAAGCAACGCUGCUAUCUGUGCACUGCGCAUAUCCCACAGCAAGUAUUAAACACAUCAGCCUCUAACCGUGAGAAGGUUCUAAAGGUAGAAAAAAUGCCUGCUUCCCCAAGCCUGUGCUUGCUUAUUACCAUGGCUAAAUGAAAACUGGAAAGUGACUUCAAAGCCAAUGUAAAUUGGAUAUAACCAUACUAAUUAAUAUUAAAAGUUCUCUUUAGGCAGUAUUAAAAGUUUUAAAUAUCAGUAUGGAAAUAGAACUUUUGGGGACUCUGAUAAUGGCAUGUAGAAACUACGCACAUUGGAGUUCCUGUCAUGGCUCAGUGCAAACGAAUCUGAUUAGUAUCCAUGAGGUUACAGGUUCAAUCCCUGGCCUUGCUCAGUGGGUUAAGGAUCCGGCGUUGCUGUGACUGUGGUGUAGGCUGGCAGCUACAGCUCUGAUUUGACCCUAGCCUGGGAACCUCCAUCUGUCACAGGAGCAGCUCUAAAAAGACAAAAACAAAAACUACCCAGUUGUUUUUUUUUUUUUUUUAAAGAAAAUACUAAUAACUGAGUAGGGGAAAAAAAGGUAAUAGAGUCAAAAUUUGAAAUUGGCACCAUUUUCUAUUCAUGGUGGGAAAAUGACAGAUUUCACCUUGAAAUUGGUCAGAAGUUGUAUGUGAUGUUUACCGUGAAGAAAAGACACAAGACGCUUAAGUUAAAAAUGGCUCCUCAGUCACGUUUGAGCCUCCUCAGAGGGACAGGGCGCAGGUGACAGGCCUUGUGCAGCUUUUCAUCAAGUACACAUCUGUGUUCACUGAGAAAUGCAAGCAGCUCGGCUAGGUGACUUCUCCGUAUUUAUAAAGCAAAGAGGAAGGCAAAUGCUGAUUUAUCAACAAUUACUGUUAUUCUAGAUCAGAUCAUUCCUUUUUUAUUAGUAGCAGCGUUUAUUCUCAAUUGCAAAUGAUGCUAAUAGGUGGGGAUAAUUUGUUUCCUUUUGUUUAAUGGAUGAUCUCAUUUGCUGAAUGAUUUAGAGUAAAAUUAGCCACCGCGUGGCUCUGUGUAUAGCGAACAGGUUUUCUUUCUCUCCACUGGGGGUGAGCUCUUGCCUGCAGUGGAGGCAGGGUGUGGAGGGAAAGCUGGAGAUGUCUGAUUAGUUACAACAGCACUCUGACCGGAAGGCUGUAGUUGGCUUGAAGGAGACAAGACUAAGUAACCUAAUCCAUCUCGAUUUAGUGUUUUCAUAAAAAAUACACUGAAAAUUAAUUGAAAUGGGUCUCAGACAUGUCUACAAAUAUGGGUACUAUUUUUAUGCCCGUGUAUUUUCACAUUUAAUAAAAAUAUUUAUGGUCAAAUCAGUA